CACUGUCACAAUAACGAAGAGGAUGAAAAAAAUCGAAACCUGCGGAUUGAUAAAAAGUGCGAUGAAUGAAUUUAAUUUCGGAACAUUAGUGAGGGGCCGCCGCGAAAAGUGAUCCUUCCGUGCGAUAACAACCCUCGGACUGCGGGGGAGCAGCAGGAAGAGGACGAACCCUUGUGUUGUGUUGGGACGAACAUAUCAUUUUCCGGUUCAGUGCAGUGCGGAAUCUAAUCGCGCGGUUUCCACAGUACGCCAAGCGUGAAAAUAAAUUAGGGCGCCCUUCCGCCUAAGAUUAGAUUAAUCCCCAAACAUCGAUAGGUAGAACGAGAGAGAGAGAGAAAGAGAGCAUCUUCCCCUGUGGGCCGGACUGCAACGCACGGGGUGGACUCGGGAGGGGCUCCGUUUGGCUCCAAAACACGCCACCGCCUAAAGUGAGCGGAAGCAUGUACCAAAGCGCUUGCACUGCGGCGGCCGCCGGCGGUUGCUCCGAGCCGGAGCGCCACGACCGGGACGGGCUGAUCACGCACGAGACGGCCGUCGCCCCGGUCGAGCACGACUACAGCGGGUUCGAUAUCGUGAAGGCCACCCAGUACGGGGCGAUAGCGCGCGUGAAGGAGCUGAUCGAGGCGGGCUGGGACGUGAACCAGCCGGACAGCGAAACGGUCACGCUGCUGCACUGGGCCGCCAUCAACAAUCGCAAGGACAUCAUCAAGUACUUUCUCGACAAGGGUGCGAUAGUGGAUGCGGUGGGCGGCGAGCUGAACGCGACCCCGCUGCACUGGGCCACCCGGCAGGGCCAUCUGGGGGCGGUCGUGCUGCUGCUGGCGGCCGGUGCCGACCCCAGCCUGCGCGACGCGGAGGGCUGCUCCUGCAUCCAUCUGGCGGCACAGUUCGGCCACACGGCGCUGGUGGCGUACUUCAUAGCGCGGGGCGUCAAUCCGGACCUGCAGGACCGGGGCGGCAUGACGGCGCUGAUGUGGGCGGCGUGGAAGAUAUCCGCCCUCGAUCCGGUCCGGUUGCUGCUGACGCUCGGCGCCAAUCCGAGCCUGGCCGAUCACACGCACGGCAAUACGGCGCUGCACUGGGCGAUACUGGCGCGCAACGCGACCGCCAUCAGCACGCUGGUGCUGAAGGGCAAGGCGAACAUGGAGGUGCCGAACCUGCGGGGCGACACGCCGCUCACGAUGCUGCAGCCGCACCUGGGCUCGAUCUGGAUCGGCACGAAGGUGUCGGACCGGAUCCGGGAGGCCACGCAGCAGUCGCACCGGCGCAACCCGCUCGUCCGCAUGACGCUCGACAAGCGGUUCCGCUGGUGGAGCAUGAUUGCGACGCCGUUCCUCGUCUUCUACCUGGUCGGGCUGGUGUUCUGUGCCGACACGCAGAUCAUCAUCAAAAUAUUCCUGCUCGCCUGCCUGUACAGCGUGGCGUACACGAUCGGGCAGCACCUGUUCGACGAGAACCUGAUGGCGCUGCUGCCGCUGAGCGUCUACAUGGCGACGAAGCUGUGGUUCUACGUCACCUGGCUGACGUACAUUGCGCCGACGGUUUCGUUUCUCGCCUCGCUGGCGUUCCUCGCGUGCAGUGCGGGGCUGUGGGUGUGCUUUCUCAAGUCGUGGCGCGGCAACCCGGGCGUCAUCCAGCCGACGCAAGAGCAGCGGUUUAGGACCAUCAUUGAACUUUCCGAGCGUGGUGCAAGCGGAUUUGAACCGUCGGCUUUCUGCUCCGCCUGUCUGGUCCGGCGGCCGGUACGCUCGAAGCACUGCUCCGUGUGCGAUCGGUGCGUCGCCCGGUUCGACCAUCACUGCCCGUGGGUGGGCAACUGUAUCGGUGCGAAAAAUCACAAAUACUUUAUGGGAUUCCUGUGGAUGCUGCUGAUCAUGUGCGGCUGGAUGCUGUACGGCGGCUCCAAUUUCUACGUGCAAACGUGCUCCAUCAAUAUGGAUGAGGGUUUGUGGUCAGCACUGCAAGCGAUCGGUUCCUGCAAUCCGUGGGUCGGCUGGGUGAUGGGCAACGCGCUGCUGCACAUGUCCUGGGUGACCGUGCUGACCAUCUGCCAGAGCUACCAGGUCGUCUGUCUGGGCAUGACGACGAACGAACGGCUGAACCGGGGCCGCUACCGCCACUUCCAGGCCAAGGGCGGCAAGAGCCCGUUCAACCGUGGGCCGGUGAAAAAUCUGUUCGACUUUCUCGAGUGCAGCUGCUUCGGGCUGGUGCAGCCGCAGCGCACCGACUGGAUGCAGUUCUUCGAGUUCGACAAGCACGUCGAGCACGAGCCACUGCUGCGGCCCGACAACUUUCAGUACGUCUGAGCUCGGGUCGGCAGCGAGCAAGGGGACGCACAGGAAGACGCAGCAGGACAGCAGCCCGUUGAGCCCGCCGACCGGCAACCGGAACCGCACCAGGCGGCCCGCCCGGAACCCGGCGGAGCGCGAGUUGGCCACGCUGCUGCGGACGGAAACGAUCAACGCGAUGCUAAAGUGUGGCAGCAAGUCGAAACUGUACUGAUGGUUCAGCAGGCGACCGGCGAAGGCCGUGGUGCAGCAGUGUGAAGGUAACCGAGGUGGUGGUUGGGCAAAUUCUCUAGUACCCAUCGAUUGCAUCGAUUCUCCUCUCUCUCUCUCGCUUCUUACGCAAAAAACAGUGAUAGCUGAGUGAGUUUGGUUGGUGAAAGUGUGUUGGUGAUUUAGCGAAGCAGUUAAAAGUUUUCCUUUCCCCGUUUCGUCCAUUUUCGUCGGUGCAUUUUUCCGCCUCUUUUUGUGCAUUAUUUACGCAGACGGCGGAUGGGAUAGGGCAAGCAGGUGGUCGCACUAUCGUAGAAUUAAUUAUAGUAUUUUGGUAUCAUUUUCCUGUGCUGUUUUUUUUAAACAUGAGUGUGGGAGUGCGCAAGAACCGAAAGGCUUUAGAUAGGGAGUUAAGAAGAUUACGCAGCAAAUAGUGUGGGUAGGAAACGCUUAUAGAAAAAAAAAACAUAAAGCACAGAACAAUGCCCCGUUCACACACAGACACACCAACCAUACCAAUGAUGAUGAAAUAAGUACGCUAUACAAACGGGGACAAAAAAGGGAAAAUUAGAGCACGUGUUCGACAGAAAAAGAGAAGGAUAACGAACAAAUGAAAGACACAAAUUACUAGCAUGUAAGAAGCAAAACAUAUUGAAACUGUGGAGGAGUAGGGUGUAGGAUUAAGGGCAAAAUGAAGAAACAUUUAAAAGUCAGACACACAAACCCCCAUACACACCAAACAGAACGGUCGAUCGUAGUAGGAUGGGCGUAUUAUGCGUACAGAAACAAAAGAUUACAAUUCAUUCCAUUGAUCGCGGUGGAAACGAGGCCAGACCUGUAGUGAACCUUUGUAAAGUCACAGGACACAAAACGCAUCUCGGUCACUCGGCUGACCGAUUGUCGCUGUGCGUAUUGCAUACCAUUUGCAUCCUUUUAAGAGACAUAAGCAAGUGACACGUACGCACUGUAUUGUAAAGUGUAUUGAUUGCAUCCAACUAUCCCGUUUCCCAUUGUGCUCGGUGUGUAAAAAAACAAAACAAAAAUAUGAAGAGAAACGGUUCCGUUUUGUUCAUCGCUCCUGCUCCUUGCGCCAUCAUUACGCGCCGUCACGAAUGAAACCAUUAUCGAUUCAGCCCAAAAUCAAGCAAUAAGUGUUGUUGCUAGUUGUGUUUCCAAACGUAUAUUUCACUAUCCUAACCUAGAGCGAAAUCCAUGUAGAUAGUGUUAUAAAGAAAACUGUUGGCCAGUGCUGAGGGUCGGCAUGUUUCGUUGUUCGUGCUGCAAAACCCGAUAUGUGUGCGUGGAAGUAAUGGGCCGUUACUGUGACGGGAGAGAGGUGACGAAAAUGGGGAGGGACAAAUGCAAACUAAUCAACGCUGCGGUGAGCUCUAUCUCGUAUCCUUGCUAAACUGUUAGCUCUGCUAUCUAAUGAAGUACUAUAUUCAGGGAGUAAACUUAUAGGGAGAAGAAUUAAACACACAUACACAGAGAGAACACACCACCGUCCCUUUUGCGAGUAGAAGAGUGUUGAUUUUGUAGAUCGUUCUUAGUCGUUUAUUCAGCUUUUUGCAAAAGUCUUUCCAUUUGUGAAAUUUCAUCCCGCUUUGUUUUGGGCCCUUUCGAUCGUCAGCACAGUUUGAUUGAUUGGUUUAUCAAAUCCGCACGAUAAGCUUUCCGCAACAGUGUAAGGGUUUACUUCAACCGUUAGCUAAUCUAACCCCACUCGCUAUUACCGAACUAUUCCUUCACAAUCGUAUUCCGUUCUGAAACAUUCUAGUCAUUCUUCAGCAGAAAUCCUCUGUGCAGAACGGGGACGGCAUGCACACUAUUACCGGCAAACGGUCGGUACCAGAAUCAGAGAGUCAGAAGGAUGGUCAAACCUGGUUAAGCGAGUGCGCGGCGGAAGAGCUGUAAAUUCUUCCAGUAACAAACACACACACACACGAAACAAAACAAAACAAAAAAUGCAACAAUUUAGGACUAACUGAACGCUUCUUCCAGCUCGCUUGUUCUUAUUGUUCCUUGUGGCCCCCGCGGAAAGUGAGGAGAAGAACAAGCGUUUGCAAAACGAUUCUCACCCUUCCGACCACGCGGUUUGGCCAAGCGCGCGCGCACUCACACACACUAUCGUUAGGAGUGGGAGAAAGCUCCUAAGCAGUCGGAAAACAGUUACAAACCAUAUAAGGCCACCUUAAAGAAAACGGGCCCCAUUGUAUGUGUAAUAUUUCCCCUUUAUUAAAUGCUGGGCCCGAAGGGGGGCCUCGAUGGUGCAUUUAGGCGAACAUACGAACCAGGCAGAGGCAAACACAAAAUAUAGCCGUACAUAUAGGAAUAGAGUAUCUAAACGUUAACCACCAAAAAAACUUGGAGUUCCAUUCUUCUAUUCGCACACCCACAAAGCACAGGCAAUAAUGUAUUGAUAAUAAAGAUAAUAAACAGUAGAUAAACAAUACAUAA
This is a messenger RNA of Anopheles coluzzii, 4955 nucleotides long. RefSeq names its product palmitoyltransferase Hip14 (gene Hip14). The record is from RefSeq and is a predicted model, not a curated record. The coding region runs from base 441 to 2306 and encodes 621 amino acids. Lineage: Eukaryota; Metazoa; Arthropoda; Insecta; Diptera; Culicidae. Gene Ontology annotation, biological process: protein palmitoylation. Gene Ontology annotation, cellular component: Golgi membrane. Gene Ontology annotation, molecular function: palmitoyltransferase activity; protein binding. The transcript is spliced from 4 exons.